UCUGUUUGAUUCUCAUACGCCUCUUCACUGAGCUGUUUUACGUGUAUAUAAAGACGGGAAUCAAAGCAGACAUGUCAGACUGCAUCUGGCUGUCUAAACAGGUGAUAUUUCAGAAUGAGGAGCGCUGCAGUUUUUCUGGCGUUGUUGCUCUGUCUGCAAUGGACGUGGGCUCAGGGUGAGAGUGGAGAGGGGACAGGGACAGACGCUGAGACAGAGGGGGGAAACAGGCAGGAAGAGGUUCACUUUGAGAUACAGGGUGUCGGAGCAGCCCAUGAUCAGAGCAGCAGCCAGACCAACAUCAGCCCUGACAUCUGGGCUGAGCUGAAGGAGCUGAGAGACAUGGCCAUCGAACAAAAGGUGGAGCUGAGGAACAGCAAGAGCAAGAUAGAGAAGCUGGAGCAAGAGAAUGCAGCCACACAGGCCAGACUGACAGCCAGUGAAAGCAAGAAUGCAGUUUUGGAGGCCAGAAUGAGCUCCUAUGAAGACGUGGUCAAGACACUCCAGAGAGAGAACAAAGUACUGGGGGCCACAGUAACCGCCAGCAACAACAAGGUGGAGGACCUCAGGAGAGACAACACAGUUUUGGAGUCCAGAGUGAACACCAGUGAAAAUUUGGUGGCGGAGCUCAGGAGAGAAAACAUGGUGUUGGAAACCAGAAUGAGCUCCAGUGAAAACGAGGUGGCAGAGCUCAAGAGAGAGAAUGCAGAUCUUCUGGCCAGAGUAACAGCGAGUGAAAACAAGAUCACAGAUCUUCUGGCCAGAGUAACCACAUGUGAAAAUAAGAUCACAGUGUUGGAAACCAGAAUGAGCUCCAGUGAAAACGAGGUGGCAGAGCUCAAGAGACAGAAUGCAGAUCUUCUGGCCAGAGUAACAGCGAGUGAAAACAAGAUCACAGUGUUGGAAACCAGAAUGAGCUCCAGUGAAAAUGAGGUGGCAGAGCUCAAGAGAGAGAAUGCAGAUCUUCUGGCCAGAGUAACAGCGAGUGAAAACAAGAUCACAGAUCUUCUGGCCAGAGUAACCACAUGUGAAAAUAAGAUCACAGUGUUGGAAACCAGAAUGAGCUCCAGUGAAAACGAGGUGGCAGAGCUCAAGAGAGAGAAUGCAGAUCUUCUGGCCAGAGUAACAGCGAGUGAAAACAAGAUCACAGUGUUGGAAACCAGAAUGAGCUCCAGUGAAAACGAGGUGGCAGAGCUCAAGAGAGAGAAUGCAGACCGUCCAAAGGUGGCCUUCUCAGCUGGUCUUACUAACGCAGGACCCGUUGGACCCUUCGACACUGAGAUCACACUUAAGUUCAGCAAAGUCUUCACCAAUAUCGGCCAGGCCUACAGCCCAACUACAGGUAUCUUCACAGCCCCAGUCAGAGGAGUCUACUACUUCAGAUUCACAGUGCUCGGGAUCUGCCCUUCAGCUUGGAUCGGUGCUUAUCUCUAUCACAAUGAGAAGAAAAUGACACGUAAUUACGAUUACAAUGAUGAACACGGCCAUGUCUCUGUGUCUAAUGCAUUAAUUCUUCAACUGGAAAAGGGAGAUGUGGUCUACAUGGCUCUCCCUUCAGGUCAUGGUAUCUUUGAUGAUUCAAAUAAUUAUAACAUUUUUAGUGGAUUUCUGCUUUUUGCUCUGUGAAGUCACCUGUAAAACAUCCACAUUCAAUUGCAUUAAGUUUUGACAUCACACUAUAAAAAAUAUGG
Messenger RNA from Epinephelus fuscoguttatus (brown-marbled grouper), 1688 nucleotides. Its product is annotated as protein Daple-like. NCBI's taxonomy places the organism in Eukaryota, Metazoa, Chordata, Actinopteri, Perciformes, Serranidae. Gene Ontology annotation, molecular function: protein binding. The record is from RefSeq and is a predicted model, not a curated record. The coding region runs from base 115 to 1623 and encodes 502 amino acids. The transcript is spliced from 19 exons.